UUAUAUUAUGAAUAAAAGAAAACAGAAAACACAUAGAGUAUUUGCAUUGUAUACACAAACAAUAUUCUCUAAUUAGCUAUCUACCAUUUGAUACUAUUAGAAACUGUACUUAAAAAUUAAUGAAUCUACUACUCCUAACACCGGAGAACGACGACUUAGGAAACUGUCCCGGACCGUCCGAUCUCCACAGCUGAAGCGUCUCGAAUCUGGACCUCUUGAUCCGGGUCCCCAUGAACGGCUUCUCUGGAUUCUGUACAUGCUGACGCCAGACGCGGCGGCCAAUUGAGAAACAGAGGUGGAUCUCUCCUCAGAGAUCCGGCUAGAAACAAGUUCGGAUCUGCAGAAGGGAGCUCGAAGAAGCUGCCGAUAUUUUUUUCCCCGAGAAAUCAACAGUGAGAUUUUUUUUAUGGAUGAAUAUCAAAUUCGUUUGUUCUUUAUGAAUAUCACAAAACGAUUAUAUGUAAACUGAAACCAAAAGCAAAGAACCAAUGAGAUGAUAACGCUCAGAUCGGUUUCGGAGCAAGGAGGCAGAGAGGGAUAACUUUGCCUUAAAGACCUUGAGGCUUUGUAGGUAAUUUUGUAUCUCUAUUUUUCUGUAGUGGGGUCCAUAAUUUUACUAUUGGUUAUUUGGCUAAUUUUCAACUUCUUUAUAGGUAUUCACCCAAUUGACUCACACAUAUAUGUUGCACCCCUAUGUUUUAUAACUUUCUAUUAUGACUUGUACAAGGUACGACACUAAAAAGAUAAGCAUUUUCUUGGUCUUUUUAAAAUAACUGGAUAGGAGUAAGAAAUGUAGUAUUUAGAAGAGUACCAAAAACCCUAGUAGUAUUUCGUACUCGUUGAUGAUUGUCUGCCUUGCAAACCUGAAAUACAAUUCCUCAAUUUUUCCAAAAUAGAGUUAAGUAAUUUGUCGCUAUAUGCAAUUUUAUAAUUGUUAAUCGACCCAAAUAUGUUAUGGAAACCAUCUUUACCGAACAAUAAGUAGUAGAAGUAUGCCCAGAAUUUCCCCAAAAAAAGAAGAAGUAUGCUCAUGAUUGAACAAAAGGAGGUGCAUGAUGUAUAUGAAUUUGAGAUGGUUGCAGAUUGAUUAAUCGAGCAUUUGAGUGGUAGAAGCGCUACUGUGUCUUGUUUUUAGUGGCUAAAAUUGCAAGUGUGUGAAUUUUUCUUUUAUUAUACAGGGGUAUUCUGACCCCCAUAAAAGUAGAUUCAGAUUAGCCAUGUGUUAGCAGCUUAUGUUUUUAGUCCAAGUGUCGGUUUCUUGUCCUUGUCGAUGCCGCAAUGUUAAUUCUCCAGUGACCGAGACUCAAACCCUGGUAACUUCACCGUAUUGGGCUUUGCUCUCAAGUUAAUUGAUAGACCAUGGAUUUUACCUACUUUUAGCCAUAGUUUAUAAGUGUUUUAAUAUAUAUUUACUACUAUAUAGAGUUUAUUUAGAGUGUUUACAGGUUCAGGUACGUUCUGGAGAAAUAUGGUGAUUUUGGAGCAUUUUGAGGUGCAGAACUGUACAGACCCAUCAGAUGUUUAGCUAUAGAUGGCGACCUUACCACUGUUAGAUUGUGCUCAUUGUUUGAUACAAGAUAGAGCUUUGUGUUAGCUUUCCAACACCACUAGUUUGAGGUCAAUCAGCAUCCUGUAGAAGAAGUUAUGUCCAUUUUACUGGAGAGUGGUCAGUUUGCCUCGCGAGAGGAAGCUGUCGAGAAGAGGAACGUAUGUUGAUCGAUGCAGAACUCUUCACAUCAAUCGAUAUGGAUGCCAGAAUGCGGGGAGAGCAUAUUUUAUGACCAAUUUGGACCCAGAAGUCACCACAUAUUACCAAUAUACCCCUGGACGACCAGAAACCUUAUUUUACUGUUUUCUAAGCCAUUGUUGACGGCUAUGCUUCAUACUAUUAUAGAGAGAGAGAGAGCUUAGAAUUGGAAAGAGAGAUCUGUACACCUUGAUAGAGGAAAGAUCUUUAACUCCCUUUGUUUCUUUACUCUAUUUUGUUUAUUUAUCAAUUGCAAUAUUAUUCAGACCAUCAUAACCAUGUCUUUUAUGAAUAUGUCUGAGUAAUCUUACUGUUAGAUUUAGGUUUCUCAUAAGGUUGAUAUAUGUAUAGCUAGUUUGAAUUGUUGUUAGGGGGAUUUAAUUAGUUUUUCAUCUAGCUAUUCUUACUACUAAGCUUAAGGUUGAUAAACCCUAAAACUUAGAUCUUAGGAUUAAUUGAGAUCAAGCCAUUGCUUGACUCAGUAGCUGAAAUUAACUAGUAUGAUCUAACUGACUAGAUACAGACGAAAGUUGGUCUAGUGAGUUAGAGAAUAUAGAUCAACCCCAUUCGUAAAGCUUUAUGGAAAAAGUAUUGAUCGACACAGCGAUAGCCCUGUCGAUCGAUAUUUUGAAAGGUGUAUCGAUCGAUACUCAUAACGAAUUAUCGAUCGACACUUUCUCAUGAUUAACAUACGAGAGUUGAAAUCAGAGAUCCAAAUUAGAUAAUCAGAUUGAUUAUAUCCUAGUUUGAAUUCAAGAACGAUUAAUAUCAAUAAACCCCUAAAACCCAAAUUAAGUAUUUACUUAUCGUACCUAAGAAUAUACAUGAAUCUAGCUAUUCUCCCAAAUGUCAACAACCUCAAAACAAAUCAAUCGAGCAAUAAACUUGCUCACCACUCCAUUUACUGCUUUAAAACUUAUAAGACAUUUAAUCUAGAUUUAUUUCAAGACCAUAAUCUAUUGUGUAAUCCUAGAGUCUCUGUGGAUUCGAUCCCUAGGUACUACAUCCGAACCUCUUAUUUGAGAGAGUAAUUCACUCCUUAGGAUAAUUUGAGUGAUAUCAUUAAUCACCACCAAACCACAAAUCCUGAUUUUUUUUCUUUUUGAAAAUAUUUUUUUUUUCUAGAGACAAAUGUGCUUAGCUGGACAGAGUGGAAAUUUACAAUGUAUCUAUAAUUAUUUUUUAAAAGAAAAUAUGUCUAUAGUUAUUUGUAUAUAGAAUUUUCUCUUGACUUGUAAAUCAAAUUCUUUUCUAUGAUUCAGAGGGAACUUGUGCUUUAAACAUUUAUUUAAUUUUCCUAUUUAUGCAGGACAUAGAGGUGGUGAUAAGAAUCAUGUGGAUAAAUUAGAUGUUGAAAUACAUGGUUGUACAAUUCACAUGUGGUUUGCACAUCUUUUGUUUUGUCAAUUUUCGGGCCACAACAGACCGGCCCGAUAGCCCUUAAGUUCCCACAAAGGGGAAAGCGUUAGCUAGGAGGCGGAAAGGAGGCGAACCUCUAACGCCAAGGUCCCUAAGGGAUUCUCACUAGCCAUUGGGCUAUGAACAACUCGGCACAUGUGGUUUGUACAUCUAAUCUAUUAGAACUGAAGUACAAAAUGAUACUUGCCUAUUUUUAAGUAGAUUCUUACAGAUUUUGAUUCCUUUUGCCUAGUUAUAACCAGUUCAUUUAUUUUUUUAUUUAAGUAUCGUAUUACAUCUUUUAAGUUCCUUUUUCACUUUUCUAAACUACUUAAUUAAUUAUAUUUACCAUAAUAAUUCGAUGUCAUUUAUUUUUUGUAUAAAUCAUAAUAAUUUUACGUGUUUAAAUGAAAUUAGUCUAUUAGUAGCAAGAAAUCAAACCGGUUAACAAAAUUGUUUUUAUUUGUUUACAAAAUCAGUUAGACAUUGACAUUCAAGCAUAUGUCCGGCUACAUAUAAAUUUUUACGGGUAUCGGGUUUUUAGAUUUUAAAAUUAAAAUAUGUUCAGGUAUUAUAAAUUUUCAAAUAUGAUUCGGUUUGAAUUCUUCUGAAUCCGUGUAAUUUUCAAAUAUUAUAACUUAUAUGUUUAAAAAUGUCACUAAAUAAUUUAUAAAGAGGUAGAAACUAAACUCGCACGGGCGUGCGGGUCAAGCUCUAGUUAUUUUCUUAUAAAUAAUUAAUGUUUUCUUUCUAUUUUUCCUUUUUAUUAAUUCUGUUUUGUUUAAUUUGUUACUUCUAUUACUAAAUUUCCCUUAUAAAUGGUAUAAAAAAUUUAUAUUUUGAAUGCAAACAAAAGUCUCAUAUUAAAAUUUUAGAAAAACAAAUGUUUAAUAUAUAAUCGGACGUCCAACUCUAAUUAGUACGAGGAUUUUUAGGAAGGAGCCAAAAACCAAAUACAUGCGGGCUUUGCUUGUUCGAUCCAAAAUAGAUAAUAUCGUACUAAUUGUCGAAAAAUAAAUAAUUGGACAAAAACUUCAAAAAUUCCAACAAUUAUAUAGAACUGGGAUGACAAAAAUAUGCAAAAAGACCAAAAUAUCAUUCGAACUCGAGAUCAACGAUGGGAAUUGGGAGAAUAUGUGGCAGACACCAGUUAAAGAUCUUGGAAACUUUGGUUGUGGGAGGAGCAUCCUCAAGGUGACUUCGCGAUUAAGGGGUGCUAGAGACUUGUAUCAAAAGUAUAUCUCUAACGACGAUACAAAGAUUAUGUGGAUAUUCCUAAUGGUGUUACAAGGCUAGGUGGAUAAAUCCUAAUGGUGUAACAAACAUUAGGUGAAGAGUAAUGUUGGUGAUUAUGGCGGUACAAUACGUGUGCCGGCUUUCGCUGGAGAUUGGAAACCAAGGGUUUGUAUGGUACUUGGUUUGAGAUGAGGUUUGUUGUUAAUGAAAACAAAGUCCCACAAUUACAGUUUAAAGAAAUAAUAAGGGUGACUGGUUGGACUGUAACUAUAAAAAAUUUAGUGUAGAACUUGGUCUUUAGGAUUUUUUAUUUAGCUGUGAGAGAUGUAGUUUUAAAAUUUAUUGAUACAUCAAUAUUUUUCUAUAAUGAAAAAAAUUUGCUUUAGAAAAUAAGACUUUUACAGAUUUUUUUUUUGUAACUUGCUAAGUUUAAAAACCAUUAUAAAGCAUGAUUGGUAAUUUUAAAAGAUGUAAAUAAAAAUUAAAAGUAAAGACAGCUCCUACAGUCCAACCAAUCGACUCUACAACUAGUAUAUAAUAGAGUGUAAAACUAUAAUUAGUACGAAACCUUUUGGGAUGAAGUCCAAAAUGAAAUCCAUGCGAGUUUUACUUAUUCGGCCAAAAAUGAAUAUUAUCAUAAUAAAUGAACAAUAAAAAAUUGAAAAUAGGUUUGGAAAAGCCAACAAGCUAUGAUAUGUAGACAUGGUAUCUCAUAUAAAAUGAAACAAUAUAUCAAUUAUAUAUUUUGUUGGUUGUUCUAUUUUGGUUUACCUUCGCAUACCACUUCAUGCUUUAGCAAUAUAGUGAUCUUCUAAAUGUAAAAAAAAACGUUUAUUGUGUAUUCCAUUUCGCAAAACCAUAAUUAGAAAAAUUAAAACAUUCAUUUCCGCCAAAACCCUAACGAACUGCUUUCCAAAACUUAAGAGAAAAAUGACAAGUUGGAUGGCUCCCUUGACCUUUGAAGAAUGGUGAGCGAGCGGUAGAUGUAACGCCUUUCAAAAUGUCACAUCCACACUCACCAGUCACAAACCAUGAAACUGCUCCUUUUGAUUUUUUUCUUAAACUGUCUUGACGUGAAUAUAAGACACGUACGCAUUUAAUCACCACAUUGUUAUUGGUCCACUCACAGGUCCACAAACUCCGUUUUCUUCGAUUCUUUAUUAUACGAAAGGGAACAAAAAUGGUAAAUACAUUAACUUGAAUUUAGAAGGCAUGCAUUAAUGGGAAGGAACGUAAAUGCAACGUACAUACAUGUUAAUCCCUCUUUGUAUUUAUAGGACAAUAAGGUUCUCUUUAAUAUGGAGAAAAUAGCAGGCAAUAUGGGGUCAGGUCCAGAGCAAAGCAGAGAGGGGCUUCUCAAUCUCUCUCGGAAAAGAUACUCAGGUUUCGGAUUUAAUGAGUCAAGACGACGCUUCUGCGGGAUCUGUAACUUGUGGCAUUCUGAUCGUCGGAAGCUCUUCUUUGCCGUCAAGAUGGGAAUGGCUCUUGCCAUUUGCUCCUUCCUUAUUUUCCUUAAAGAGCCUCUGCACGCUGCCAGUAAAUUCUAUGUCUGGGCCAUCCUUACUGUUGUUGUGGUUUUCGAAUAUUCCGUAGGUGCAACGUUGGUCAAAGGGUUCAACAGAGCUUUAGGCACAUUCUCUGCUGGGGGACUUGCUCUUGGCAUCGCCAGGCUCUCUGUUCUAUCAGGAGAUUUCGAGCAAUUUAUAAUCAUCAUAUUCAUUUUCAUUGCAGGUUUCAGUGCUAGUUAUUUGAAACUCCACCCAGCCAUGAAGGCAUAUGAGUAUGCGUUCAGGGUGUUCUUGUUAACAUACUGUAUCGUCCUUGUUUCUGGAAACAACACGGGAGAGUUCUUUAGUACCGCGUAUUACAGGUCUUUGUUUAUUGUGCUUGGUGCAACCAUCUGUUUGGUUGUGAAUAUAUUUAUAUCUCCAAUAUGGGCCGGGGAAGAUCUCCAUAAACUGGUGGCUACAAAUUUCAAAAGUGUAGCAAAUUCACUAGAAGGAUGUGUGAAUGGUUACUUGCAAUGUGUGGAAUACGAGAGAAUACCUUCGAAGAUUCUUACAUACCAAGCUUCAGAUGAUCCAUUAUACAGCGGGUACAGAUCAGCUGUUCAGUCUACAAGUGAAGAAGAUUCUCUGCUUGAGUUUGCCAGGUGGGAGCCUCCACAUGGACCAUACAGAACGCUUAACCAUCCCUGGAUAAACUAUGUGAAACUUAGUGGUGCAGUAAGGCAUUGUGCUUUCACGGUCAUGGCAAUGCAUGGCUGCAUUCUUUCAGAGAUACAGGCAGCUCCAGAGAAACGACAGGCUUUCCGUCACGAGCUUCAAAGAGUUGGCAACGAAGGAGCAAAAGUUCUGCGUUUGAUUGGAAAAAAAGUGGAGAAAAUGGAAAAGUUAAGCCCCGGAGAGAUUCUUAAGGACGUUCAAGGUGCAGCAGAGGAACUACAGAUGAAAAUAGACAGUAAAUCUUACCUUCUUGUCAACUCAGAAAGCUGGGCGGCUACUAAAGAGCAAGCUGAAACAGAAGAGGCUCGAGGAAACAAUCACAACGAAACCAAGGUGAUCAAAUCACUCAGUCAGAUUUGGGAUACCAACAGUAGCAACAGUCAUAAUCCAGCCAGUGCUAGUGAAUCUCAAAUAUGGGUGUCAACAGAGAGUAUGAUGCUAAGGAAUCGCGAGAUGUGGCCAAGUGUGUCUUUCAUAGACGGUUCUGUGGUAAAUGAGAUGGAAGGCAAAAUAUACGAAAGCGCGAGUUCUUUGUCUUUGGCUACGUUUGCUUCCCUUCUGAUCGAGUUUGUUGCAAGGCUGCAGAAUAUUGUCAAUGCCUUUGAGGAGCUUAGCACAAACGCAGAUUUCAAAGAUCAGGUUAAACAGACUCCUGCUAACGUAGUAGAUCAAUUGUAAUUAAUUGUGGAAAAUAAUUAAGCCACUCAAACGGUUAUAUUUCACUUAUGGAAGCAAAGGAAUAAUUUAAUUCACAACCAGAUUUCUAUUACUGCUUCAGCUGUGUUCCAGGUCAUUGAUCGAGACAUGAGGAAUAAUAGUCUAGUUUUUACCGCCA
Brassica napus (rape) is the source of this 7441-nucleotide messenger RNA. Its product is annotated as aluminum-activated malate transporter 6-like. The transcript has 6 exons. The coding region runs from base 5680 to 7284 and encodes 534 amino acids. NCBI's taxonomy places the organism in Eukaryota, Viridiplantae, Streptophyta, Magnoliopsida, Brassicales, Brassicaceae. The record is from RefSeq and is a predicted model, not a curated record. Gene Ontology annotation, biological process: malate transport. Gene Ontology annotation, cellular component: plant-type vacuole membrane.